UCGAAAAUGGUAUUAAUCGACACGACCGGCAAAUGCACUUGUUUAGCGCGUUCAAAAGCAAAUUUUGUUAGUUUUAUUAAAAAUAGUCGCACUUGCAGCCUGGAACGUACAUAGAACACUAUGCAGGAGUUCUUCAAAGUGCUGAUGCCGGACGUGAAGAGGGAGUUGCGUCGGGGCAUCAUCGAGUGCUCGAAACGCGGCUUGCUGCAUAGCACUAAAUGGCUAGCAGAAAUGCACCAUGGCUUGAGUGAUAUAAACAUCGACAAUGAGCCACCGGAUGAUGAUCAUUCGUUUAGCGAGUGCCAGCUGGAAGGCAUUGCGCCAGCGGAGUAUGGCGAUUACUUCUUGGCCAAGAGCUACUACGAUGUGCGGGAAUAUGAUCGAGCAGCGCACGCUGUCAGGAACUGUGAAUCGAGCGUGCCACGUUUCCUUCAUCUGUACUGCACGUAUAUGGCACGCGAAAAGCGACGUCUCGACUCCACCACCGAUCAAGCGAAUCUCAAUGAGCCAAAUCAAAUGCGUGACUUGGCCGAUCUCUUGGCAACGUUACGCGCGGCGCAUGGACGCGGCCGAUUAGAUGGCUAUGGAAUAUAUCUUUAUGGAGUUGUUCUUAAAGCACUAAACCUUAAUAAAGCAGCAGAGCAAAUGCUUUUAACCGCUGUGCGCAUGGUGCCAAUGCUAUGGAGCGCCUACCUGGAGCUAUCGCCUCUCAUAAUGGAGAAGAAGAAGUUGUUGAGCAUGCAGCUGGGCGGUCAUUGGAUGUCUCAUUUCUUUAUGGCACACACUUAUUUAGAGCUGUAUUUGAAUGAUGAUGGACUGAAGAUCUAUGAGGAUCUUCAAGCUGCCGGCUUCAACAAGAGCAUCUAUAUAACCGCACAAAUGGCGCACGUCUAUCAUAAUAAAAGGGAUGUGGACAAAGCUAUCGAGCUGUUCCAGGCUCUGCUCGAGAGUGAUCCCUAUCGCUUGGACAAUGUGGAUACAUACUCAAAUUUGUUGUUUGUCAAGGAAAUGAAAACUGAAAUGGCACAACUAGCGCACAAAGCUGUUAGCAUAAACAAAUAUCGACCCGAGACAUGUUGUGUCAUAGGCAACUAUUAUAGCAUACGCUGUGAUCAUCAGGUGGCAAUUUCAUAUUUUCAGCGCGCCUUGAAGCUGAAUCCAAAGUAUCUAGCCGCGUGGACGUUGAUGGGCCAUGAAUUUAUGGAGCUGAAGAACACAAAUGCAGCUAUACAGAGCUAUCGCAAAGCGGUAGAGGUCAACAAGCGUGAUUAUCGCGCUUGGUAUGGUUUGGGCCAGGCUUAUGAGAUCAUUAAGAUGCAUUAUUAUAGCUUAUAUUAUUUUAAAAUUGCCCAUCAACUGCGUCCAUAUGAUUCACGCAUGCUCGUCGCAUUGGGCGAAACAUAUGAGAAGCUGGACAAAUGUGAAAAUUCGGUCAAAUGUUAUUGGAAGGCCUGCGAUGUGGGCGACAUUGAGGGCAUAGCCAUGUAUAAGCUGGCCAGCCUGCACGAGAAACUGGGCGACAACGAGACGGCCGUUCAUUGUUAUAUUAUGUACUGCGAGGACGAACGCGCAGCCACCGACAAACAGAGCCUCUAUCAGGGCUUUAUGACACUGGCCAACUACUAUGAGAAGAAGUGUGAUUAUGAGCGUGCCGCAUACUAUGCUUACAAGUGUCUGGAUUCAGAUGAUCGUAAGACAGAAGCUAAGGCCUUGCUGAAGACAAUCGAUUAUCGACGCAGCGCUGAAUGCCAGAAGAAAAAAUCCGCCACAACGGUUGUGGCAACGGCAGAGACCAGCUCCGAGGACGAAAUGGAGUGGGAGCAACUCGAUGUACGUGCCCGAGUGCCAUUUACCUCCAUAGCCGAUGCAGGCAAACCAACGUCGACAGCAACCGCAACAUCAAGCUCCAGUGGCAACUCAGCUACAGGUGCAUCUACCUCAGCAGGCGCGAGACGAUUGCGUUCAGUGCCGGAGCGUGUGCGUCGCGCACAACCCAAUCAGCGAACUUUGACGGGACCCACGGCAAAUAGCACAGCAACAACACCAGCGACGACAACAACAAUACCCACCAUAAGCGAGGAGACGCCCGGAGGUAGUUCAGCAACUGCAACAGAAACGGAGACUUUGGAGGAGUCAACGACGGCGUCAACGACCGCUGAGCCUCAGGCAGCACAUGAUAAUAGCAGCGCCAUGGAAAUUUCUAGCGUGUCCAUUGAUUAAAUAGAUUAUGUUGUG
This is a messenger RNA of Drosophila hydei, 2235 nucleotides long. RefSeq names its product cell division cycle protein 23 homolog. The transcript has 4 exons. Gene Ontology annotation, cellular component: anaphase-promoting complex. The coding region runs from base 121 to 2220 and encodes 699 amino acids. Gene Ontology annotation, biological process: cell division. The record is from RefSeq and is a predicted model, not a curated record. Gene Ontology annotation, molecular function: protein binding. Lineage: Eukaryota; Metazoa; Arthropoda; Insecta; Diptera; Drosophilidae.